CUCCUAUCGGUGGUUCAAUGAUAUGUCAAUAGAUUUGUGGUGUCAGUCAGAUUGUUUGAUGUAAGAGUGGUCAACUGUCUUUUCUGAGAAUACUUGGUUCUGGUAUAGCUGUUUUCGAUUAUUUAAAAAUUUUUCAACGCUUCGCCUGACGAUGAAUUUGCCGGUCAUCCUCGUACUCCUUUGCUUCGGAUUUCUAAACGGGACAACAGCUGAAGACAAAAAGGAUUCAGUUAAACUGACAGUGUUCUAUGAGAGCUACUGUCCUUAUUCUAUCGAAUUCAUCGUAAAUCAACUGUACAAAACAUGGAAUGAGUUCAAGGAUAACAUCAGACUAGACUUGGUGCCUUUUGGAAACGCAAAGCAAACAUACGAGAACGACCACUUCGUGUUCACAUGUCAACACGGGCCCAAGGAGUGUGUUGGUAACAUUCUGCACGCGUGCGCCAUCUACCAGGCGUGCGGCAGUCGCGGUACGCUCAAGUGUCCUGUCGAUCAACUGUCCAAAGCGAUCAACUACAUCGACUGUGUUAUGCAACAGAAUGAUCAGCGAACUGCCAGCAACAAGUGUGCAAGGAAAGCCAAUCUGCAGCCAAGUUCCAUAAACAAAUGUGCUAAAGACUCUGUUGGUAACAACUUAGAAAGUGCGUACGGCAAUCAGACCGUCGCUUUCCACAAUCCCAAAGUCACUUAUGUGCCUUUCAUCGUCUUCAACAACAAACACACCGAGGAGGAACAGGAAGCUGCAGAAAAGGACCUUAAAUCUGUUGUUUGUAAAUACAUUCCAGAUAAAUGCUAGUAGGAAAUAAAUGUGUGUUUCAAAAUAUGCACCAGAAGAAACCCAUAGUAAAAAUAUAUAGUUGAACUAUUACACUUAUUUUAGGCAUUGUGUUGUAUUCAGAUAGCUCGAUCUAUCCAGUUUUGUUCAGAGACAAUCAAUGAAUUGAAUCUGUAAUUUGCAUACAAAAACAAGAAGUUUUAAAAUACAGUAAAAUCAUUAACAUUUGUUAGACUCUCCCUAAAUGUUGUAGCAUAAUUACAGAAUACAGAACUGAGAAUUUUAAAUGACAAUUUUUUAAAAUAAAUUGUGAAAUAAAGCUUUGAAACGAAA
Molecule: messenger RNA, 1108 nt
Organism: Macrosteles quadrilineatus (aster leafhopper)
Lineage: Eukaryota; Metazoa; Arthropoda; Insecta; Hemiptera; Cicadellidae
Product: gamma-interferon-inducible lysosomal thiol reductase-like
Exons: 6
Coding region: 152-796 (214 amino acids)
Molecular function (GO): oxidoreductase activity, acting on a sulfur group of donors, disulfide as acceptor
Source: RefSeq, a predicted model, not a curated record